GAAGCGCCGCAUAUUCCAAUGUUAUUUCUGUGCGGUGGGCUUUGUAUGUUCUGUGAUGUUGUUUUGAUUUUGUUUGUUUUUUUUAGUGAACUCUUUAUAUUGCCCCCCCGUUUUAAAACCCCUAUCUAAUUUAUUUCUGUAUUUAUAUUACUAUAUUAGGCCCAUAACCGAAGCGGGGCCGAGUUUGUUGUUUUCCGACCCGAUUAAAUGUUUAUUCAAGAAUGCUAAGGGACACAUCCAGUCCUCAAAUCGCUAAGCAGGACAUCGGAAAAACAGCAUUAAAUACAACACGUGCUCUGGGAUGGUGAGAUGGAGACGGGACAGAGAGAGAGCGAGGAGCCAGAGGUGAAGCAGUGUGAUCCAUCACUGCCGGACAGCCACAAUCAAGCUGGUUGUGAAGAUUCAGAAGCUCUUCCUUAUCACCGUACGGCAGCAGUCCUGGGGGAGUCUAUCCCAGACGGAGACCAGACGGAGGAGGAAGGAGCAGGUACCCAAACAGAUGAACUAGAAGAGACUUCUGUGACGGAGGGGCAGAGAUCAAGUUCGCUGGACCCAGAGGGCGAUCCCGAAGAGAAAGCGGAACGUGAUGGGACGCUUAAUCGUGAAUCUGAACUUCCUGAACCUUCAGGGAACGGGGAAGAACCCGAGGGGGAUGCGUGCGUCGCCCCGAAGGCCGGGGAGUUGUCGGACUCGGGUUCCACCGAUAACACCCUGGAGGACUCGGGCGAGUUCACGGAGACCUGCCCGGUGGCUGUGUUGGCCGGUGCCGCGGAGGAGCUGGGCAGCGGGGUCUCCGAGCCCGGCGCGCCCCCUCUCUCGCACCGCGACGAGGACGUGACGGCAGAGAGCUGGCGGGGGCACAGGAAGCACGUGUUCGUGCUGAGCGAGGCGGGGAAACCCAUCUACUCACGCUACGGAAAUGAAGAGGCGCUGUCUUCCACCAUGGGGGUCAUGAUGGCCCUGGUGUCCUUCGUUCAGAGUGGGGACAACCUCAUCAGAUCCAUCUACUCUGAGGACCACAAGGUGGUGUUCAUGCAGCAGGGUCCCCUGGUCCUGGUCUCCGUGUCCCAAAGCCGGCAAUCAGAGCAGCAGCUCCGGCAGGAGCUCCAGUACGUGUACUACCAGAUCAUCAGCAUGCUGACGCAGGCCAGCGUGACCCGUAUCUUUGAGCGCAAGAAGAACUACGACCUGCGCCGGCUGCUGGCCGGCUCCGAGAAGAUCCUGGACGGCCUGCUGGACCUGGUAGACACCGACCCCAGCUUCCUGCUCUCUGCCGUGCGCUGCUUGCCCCUGGCCUCCUCCCUGCGUGACUCCCUGAGCCAGACCCUGCAGAAAGCCAUCACCCCCAACCUGGUGUUCUCCAUCCUGAUCGCCAAGAGCCAGCUGCUGGCCAUCGUUCAGGAGAAGGCCGUCAUCGAAGACGCCAGGCUGGAGCCGGCUGACCUCCACCUGCUGCUGAACCUCAUCGGGGCCUCCUCCGCUUUCCAGGCUGGGGAGAUUUGGACUCCCAUCUGCCUCCCCCUCUUCAACCCUGACGGCUAUUUCUAUGCCUACAUCUCGUACCUGGACCCCCCGCAGUGCACAGUCUGCCUCCUGCUGCUGUCUACCGACAAGGAGGCUUUCUACUCGGUGGCGGAGUGCAAGAGGAAGAUCGAAGACGGCGUGCGGGCUCAGAACGCUCUGCGGGCCGUGGAGGAGGCUCGGGCCUACAGCGUGACGCAGGUGGGCGUGCCGGACCUCCGACACUUCAUGUACAAGCCCUUCGACGUGCCAGAGAACCACAAGCAGCUCACGCAGUUCACCAGCCCAGAGAUGGAAGCUCCGUACAGCACAGAGGAGGAGAGGGAGCGUCUCUUUGACCUGUACCGCUACCUGCACAGCUGCAUCCACAGCGCCACCCGACCGCUCAAACUCCUCUACCACGUCGCGGAGAAGGAGACUCUGCUGGCCUGGGUGACCAGUAAGUUUGAACUGUACACUUGCUUCAGCCCUCUGGUUACCAAGGCCUCUGCCAUCAAUGCCAUCACCAAACUGCUGCGCUGGAUCAAGAAAGAGGAGGAGCGUCUUUUCAUCCGCUACCCCCCCAAAUACUCCACCACCCCCAACCCCAGCAAGAGCUCCUGGGGGGGCAAGGGGGGUUCUGACAGACAGGAGACCACCGAAAACGGCUUCCUCUCCCUGCCGUAGGGCCCAGGACUGCAGAGCCCCUUUCUCAUUGGCUAAAAACCAGGCUUUCCCACCUUCCUAAUCCUCUUAUAGGAUAAGGACUGAUUCUGCCCUGUUUUCUAUUGGAUGAAUCGGCUUCCCUUGCCUGCUAUUGGAGGAGUGCUUGGUUCGCAGUGGCGAAAGGCGUGACUUGAACGCCUAUUAUAGGGCCUCCUUGGCUGUGAUUGGCUACAGACCUGGCCACCUUUCUGGGACACAGUGGGUAAUGAAUUGUGAUUGGUUGAGUGUGUUUUUUUGUGCCCCCCCUCAUUCUUUUAUAGGUCGAUUAACUGUAGCACUUAGCCCGAUCUUUUCCAAAAUAUACUUUCUCAGUGAUUUGCCUACCAAAAAAAACCCGCGGUGCUUGAAGAUAAUAGAAUCCAGGGGUUUGAUAAUGAAACCAGGGUCUGAGUCCUAGCUCUGAGUAAUGCCUAAAGUCUUGGGAGAGGAAGAAGCAGGUGCUAAAUGCAAACAGGCAGGGAGGUGCAUCUCAGGAACGUAAGUUAAUCUGUUACGCGUGUGUGUGUGUGUGUGUGUGUGUGUGUGUUAGAGGUUGUAGCUGUUUCUUCAUACAAAUAUAUACAUUGUAGUUUAAUUUUUGUUUUAUAAUGGAACCAGGACUAUGUCUAUAGAAGUCGUUUUAUUUAAAUAGGCGCUGUGGUACAGAAUUAAUACACAUUGAUCGAAUCCUAUCGACUGACCCUGAUUUAGAAGUAAUCCAAGAUUAGUUUUAAUCAGAGUCUGUGAGGGGGGGGGGGGGGGGGUACUUUAAAUCCUUAUUCGGGCUGUUUUUUUUUUUUUUUCUUUUCAUGGUAAAAAUUGCAUAUUUUCACAAUCUAAAAAUAGGUAGAUAUUUCAAGAUUUUUAAACGUCGUAUUUAUUAAAGCAGGAAAAAAAAAAGUCGCCUUGCCCCGUUCAAAAUUGAUAAUUCUCUCUAAGGAACAAAUGUUCCGAAAUUAUUAAAAUGCUUGUCUGAAAAACAGUAAAUGCUCAUUUGUUUGUUAUGUCCACUUUUUAUUUCACCAUAAAAACAUGAAUAAAUGGAAAAAUAACACCAGACAUGUGAAAUGUCCCCUUCUUGUGAUGGACGGAGCGAUCUUCAGAAUCGUUUCCGAUCUUUGAUGCAGCUGGUGACUUUUCUGUUAAAGACAUUUUAAAAAUAUAUAUAUUUACAAUGCUUGAGUACAUUUCACUGUGAUAACUGGGGGGGGUACAGCUGUAUUAGAUUUUUCUUUGAGGGACAAAUCUAAAUUUCUAGGGGUCAGGGAGUCUUUUAAGCCCAUUUCACAAUGUACUUGUUCCCUCGCUUAUCGUCCUUCAUCAUUAAAUGUCCUGAGUGUGUUAUUUGACGCAGUUUCUUGCAUUCAACACAAAAAUGACUUUGUGAAAAAAUGGUCGCUAUUAAAUCGCUCUCAGUUGUCGCCCAACA
Molecule: messenger RNA, 3634 nt
Organism: Acipenser ruthenus (sterlet)
Lineage: Eukaryota; Metazoa; Chordata; Actinopteri; Acipenseriformes; Acipenseridae
Product: vacuolar fusion protein MON1 homolog B-like
Exons: 6
Coding region: 310-2187 (625 amino acids)
Biological process (GO): vesicle-mediated transport; protein targeting to vacuole
Source: RefSeq, a predicted model, not a curated record